UAAAUGAUAGGAUUCCCACGAGUAACUGGUACUUUUGUUGUUCUAACCAUUUACCAUUUAAUGGAGUUCCACCCACAAGUUGCCCUUUGACAUGUGUGAUAUCAGCUGCAAUUAAUGCAUCACUGCUCUUUAAAUUAGGACUCGCUCUCAGUCUUUAGUGUUCUCGGCGUUAAACAUCCCAAAAGCACAGCAACCUCCAAUGGGCCUGCACAACUCUCAUCCGAAGCUUUACCCUGGAGAUAUCCUUGAGUUUCCUGGCAACAAGUAUUUUUCUCAUUUUGGAGUUUACUAUGGGGAAAGGGACGGGGUUCCUUAUGUGGCCCAUUUGACAAUCAAAGAUUCUGACACAAAACUCCUACUUUUCGGCCGAGCUUUAAACUCGGCAGUAAAGCUAGAUCCAGUCGAUGUUGUAGGGAAAAAAUACAAGGUAAGAAACUACUUGGAUGACAAGCACCCACCACGAGACUUCUACUCUCACAUUAAACCUGAGAUCGAGGAAGCCAUGACAAAACCCAUCACCUUUGACAUCCUGUUCAACAACAGUGAACAUCAGGCCACAAUGUUACGCUACGGGGUCAAAAAGUCAGAGCAGAUUGAAAAAGUCUAUUCCAAGAUAGUUCCCACCUGGAAAGACAUAUUUGAGAAGAAAAAGGUUUGAGAGACAGCUGCGUGCCGCAUGGUUUCAGGAGACACAAGAGUUCAAGAUUAUAAAAAGACUUUCAUUCUUAAAUAGAAAAUCGAAUAAAAUUGGAACUGUAAAAGAUACACAGCUGUAUAAAUAUAUGCUAUGUAUUCCCCACAAUCAUAUUUAUACAAAACCUUUAUUAUUAGUAAUGUAUUUUGGUAUCCAAGUGUUGGGUGCUCUUGUCAGUCUCACAACCCUCCACAAGAAUGCAGUACAGCAUAAAGUUUGAGUUUAUGUGAGUGUAAACAACCAGGAGCAUUAACCAGUUCAAUGUCUCUUCACAUAUAGCAGUCUGUUUUAUACAUUGAAUGUAAUGUCUUACUCAUGUGUAAUGUAUCAAAUUAGGAACCAGAAAUGUGUCUCUGGGCUUUAAGAUCAAGAUAUAUGUGAUUUAUACUGUUUUAUUUCUUUUUUAAUCAUGUGCAAAGUCAUAACAGCAUUUUGUAAAACUCAAAAAAGUGAAUUAAAAUGGCUUUAA
Molecule: messenger RNA, 1163 nt
Organism: Xyrauchen texanus (razorback sucker)
Lineage: Eukaryota; Metazoa; Chordata; Actinopteri; Cypriniformes; Catostomidae
Gene: plaat1l
Product: phospholipase A and acyltransferase 1-like
Exons: 4
Coding region: 200-658 (152 amino acids)
Biological process (GO): N-acylphosphatidylethanolamine metabolic process
Cellular component (GO): cytoplasm
Molecular function (GO): A2-type glycerophospholipase activity; glycerophospholipid phospholipase A1 activity
Source: RefSeq, a predicted model, not a curated record